Molecule: messenger RNA, 991 nt
Organism: Cryptomeria japonica (Japanese cedar)
Lineage: Eukaryota; Viridiplantae; Streptophyta; Pinopsida; Cupressales; Cupressaceae
Exons: 1
Coding region: 179-703 (174 amino acids)
Source: RefSeq, a predicted model, not a curated record
UGUGUAGGCCGCGCCGUUGUAAAGAGUUACCGGAACGACAGGUGAAGCAAAUUGCGAACGGAUAAUAAUUCUGAUGCGCAAAGCAUCAAACUUGUGUAUAUAUACACUAACAGGCUCUGCAAAUCUAAUUUCACUUGCCCUAGCUUUUUGUUUGUGGGUAUUGAUCUAGCUGGUUUUAAUGGCUGCCUCUUUAUUUGGAGUUUCAGAUUAUGGAGGCCUCUCUGAUAAAAGGAUUGUCUGUGGCCGAGGUAACCCUUUUGUGCACAAGGGAGCUGGAUAUGGAUCUCCCAAGGUUUUGGUAUGUACUUGCUCAUUUUCAAAGGAUCAGAGGAUUAAUGGUGGGGAAAAGAAAACAGUGAAGAUAAAUUUUGAUUUUGUUAUCAAGAAACUGCAAUCGAAAUGGUGGAUUCCGAUCUUUGGGUGGUCUGCUGAUGAAAAAUGGGCCGAGGAGUGCAGCAGCAGUGAAUCUGUUAAAUCCUCUGUUCUGCAGAAGACAAGAAAAAUCACUGAAAUUGAGAGCAAGAGUAACGAGGGGGAGAUUUCGGUUAGGAAACAAUCUAAGUUUGUGGCGGUGAGUUUCACUCAAGAGAAGGCCAAAUUGCUGAGGAAAACCCUUCGAUCUACUUCCAAUUUUCAUGAUCUGAUGUAUCAUUCUGCCAUUGCUUCUCGUUUGGCUUCUGCUGAGUCCUCUUCAAAGGAUUGAAACCCCUCUUAAUCUGUCGACAUGGCUUAGUGUAUCACUGUAUAUGAUAAGACUUUUUUGUAUAUAUAGUUGCUGCUCUGUAACUGAUUUUCUUGUACAUCCUGUAUUAGCCUGGCUGUAAAUCUAUGGUAGGAAAAUCACAAUGACCCUGAUAUAGGGUUCCUAGGGUUUGUAAAUUCAGGUAUAAAUAUUGUGAGUGAUGCACUAUUCCAAUUUAUGAAUACUCACUGAUUAAGCAUUUUAUGAGCUGGAGAUCCAUGAUAAUGAACAGGGCACUAGGUUUUUUCA